GUUACUUAAUUUGCAGCCACCAAAGGCGGGAAAAGAAAAGGCUAAAAAGGCACCAGCAAUUAUCAUCGAUGGCGUCGAUACUUCAGAUAUGUCUCGGGAAAAACUCGAGCAGUUCACUCUUAAAGUUAAAGAGGAACUGGAUAAAGAAAGAGAAGAACGCAACUACUUUCAACUGGAAAGAGACAAAAUUAGAACAUUCUGGGAGAUCACCAGACAACAGCUUGAAGAAGCGAAAGCAGAACUGCGCAACAGAGAAAGAGCCACAGAGGAAGCACAGGAAGAAAAUGAAGCGCUUUUGGAAACUGAAAAGCAAAAGAUAAAGCACUUGAAAUAUGAACAGCAAGCUGCUGCAGCUGCUUUGAGAGCAGAAAACUUAGUUGCACUAAAAGCUGCUAAGGAAGAACACGCAGAACAGGAACUUGAACUACUAAAUGACAAAAGAGUAUUAAGACAAGAAAUAAGAGAGAAAAUGCUGGCAGCUCAAGAUGAACUAAGAAGAGCUAAAUUAAUACAUGCAGAAGAAGUAUCAAAGGUCCGAGAUGAGUUUGAGGAAAGAGCUCGUCAGAUUGAAGAUAAAGCAGAUAAGAAACUACAUGAAACUAAAGUAGAAUUAACAGUAAAACAUAGGACAGAAAUUGCUGAGGUCGAAGAAAGGAAAAAUAAGCAGCUCUCGGAAUUAAUUCAGCAUCAUGAAAGAGCGUUUUCGGAUUUAAAGAACUAUUAUAAUGAUAUCACUUUGAAUAAUUUGGGUCUGAUAAGUAGUCUGAAACAGCAAAUGGAGGAAAUGCAAAAAGUAAAAGAGAGGGCGGAGAAAAUAUCUAGAGACGCAGUAGCCGAAACUAAAAGUCUUAGGGAGCCAUUAGAAGCAGCUAUUAUAGAUAACAAAGAACUUAAGCGGCAAAUGUCUAACUAUGACCGAGAUAAGGCUGCUUUAGCUGCUAAAACAAAACAACUGACAUCACUAGAAAAACAAUUCGAAGUCUUGAAAUGGGAAUAUGAAGUUCUCCAAGUUCGUUUCGAUCGAGUUCAAGCAGAGAGAGAUGAACUCAAAGCCAGAUUCUCAAGAGCUGUUUUAGAAGUGCAGCAGAAAGCUUCCUUGAAGACUGCUUUACUGGAAGCUAAGCUGAAGAAUAUGGAAGGACGAGAUGCUGGACCAAGGGAAAUACACGAACUUCUGAAAUUAAAAGACACACAAAUUGAUGAUUUGCGUUACGAGGCAGCUCGACUACGCAAAGCCCAUGAUGAUCUUCUAGCAACCUACGAAGCAAAACUUGCUAGACUUGGAGUACCUAAAGAGGAACUCGGUUUCAAGCCCUUGAAGGCUGUUGCUGUGGCUGGUCUAGCUCCUGUUAUUGGACAAGGUCCAGCUGGAUUAGUUACAAAAGACCCUUAGUAGUAAACAUCGUUACUGCACUUUUGAGAAAAAUCAACAACUUUACUAUAGCAAAAAAUAUUCUUGAUAAUA
Molecule: messenger RNA, 1465 nt
Organism: Helicoverpa zea (corn earworm)
Lineage: Eukaryota; Metazoa; Arthropoda; Insecta; Lepidoptera; Noctuidae
Gene: Gas8
Product: dynein regulatory complex subunit 4
Exons: 6
Coding region: 89-1393 (434 amino acids)
Biological process (GO): cell motility
Cellular component (GO): Golgi apparatus; motile cilium; microtubule
Molecular function (GO): microtubule binding; small GTPase binding
Source: RefSeq, a predicted model, not a curated record